Messenger RNA from Tribolium madens (black flour beetle), 8611 nucleotides. RefSeq lists its product as uncharacterized. Bases 353 to 5338 code for a protein of 1661 amino acids. Gene Ontology annotation, molecular function: protein binding. The record is from RefSeq and is a predicted model, not a curated record. NCBI's taxonomy places the organism in Eukaryota, Metazoa, Arthropoda, Insecta, Coleoptera, Tenebrionidae. The transcript has 6 exons.
AUUAAAAAAUAUCUUUGUAGCUGUUUAAUGAAUCCCUGCGCUAAUUUGAAGUUUUUCAAAACAUAUUAAUGUAAUUAUUAUUAGCGUGUUACAAUGGUAUUAAUAUUGAUCAACUAUGCUGUUCAGUAUCGCAAUAUUGCAUCAUCUGAGCUGCUGUAUAACCUUGAUAAUAAUCCACCAGGAAUAAAAUCUACAUUAUUGCACAUUUUGUUUUAUUCAUUGUUGUAGUUCUUCAAUGAAUCAAUUAUCAUUUCAAAUGUCCUUGUGGAAAAUCGCUACUACAAAUUUUUGUUUGUCUACAUAUUGAAUUUCUAAGAAAGCUGUAAUACCAACAGAUUUUUAUGAGUAAAAAAUGGCAACUAAUAAGUUUAAAAAACGUCCUGGUACCACUGACUUUGGCAAAAAGUACGAAGACCUCAACUUGGCUCGUUUGGUUCUAAAAAUGGUAACGGACGACUCCAUCAACGAUUUCAUGAUAUCUUCAAACGAUGACAAGUUUGGUGAUUUUGACGACAUCGUCAUUGAAUUAAAAUGUGGUAAAACUGAGGUGAAAAAAGCUUUACAAAUCAAAUACAGUAAUGAUAGCAAAAUCUUACCGGUGCAAAGCCUCUGGUCCGACAAAGGAGACUUCAGUUUGAAAAAAUACCUGAAAUCAUACAAACAAAUCGAGCAAUUUAGCAACUCUCAUAAAUUAAUUCUCUUCACAAAUCGCAAACUGGACUUGACCCAAGAACUGUGUUUCACCAUCGAAAAUAUUUCUGUAAAAAUUGUCGAAGAAAAUGUCGAUCAAUUACUAAACACUUCCAGAAGUAACGGAAAGUGUUUCAAGUUUGAAUCACUAGACGAAAAUCCGGAAACUGUGAGUUUUUUCAAAAAUUUUAUCUUACUCACAAAUCAAGCAAGCGUUAGUGCCAUUGAAAAAAUCACUCUAGAGGAAUUUCAAAACACAUUUUAUUGCCCCUCGGAUCAUUUUUAUACAUAUCUUCAAUUUAUUUCUAGAUGGAGUCUUUUAGAAGGAAAUAAAGAAAAGUUAAGUAAGGAGUUGAUGAAACGUGUAAUUGCCCUCAACGUCUUGUCUCCAUUUAUUAAACCAUAUUCUCAGUGUUUGGUUACCGAUGAAAUGAUUUUAUUCAGACAAGCAAUAGCAAAUUUUCAAAUCACAGUUUUUCGAACAGAAUCCUAUGACCAAGUUAAAGAAAUAUGGGGUGAUGCUUACAAAAAACUUGAAGAAAAUAAUGAAGUCAAUAGAAUACGAAAUAAAUAUCAAUUAUGUCAUGACGAUUGUACCAAACUUCUAUGGUUAAUAGACGAAACUCCCCUAAUGGUACUUGAGAGUAAGACCACUUCUAAAAUUAUCCAAAUGUGCGAAAACAAGUUUAUUGUAUUUGGAAAUGACCCAAUUUUACCACUAAAUCGCACAAUUUUUCGAAAUUUGUCUGAUUUGAGCCCAGGAUCAGAAAUUUUCAACUUCAAGUGUUGUUUUCAAGAGAAGGAAGAACAGUCUUUGGACACAUUGUUGGACGAAAUGAAACAAGUUUUAACAACAGAUGAGUUACUGGAAAUGUUACAUGGGACUUAUUCUUUUGGGGGCAAAAAAGAGACACUUCCUGUGCCAUAUAUUGAACGGUCUUUGACCAAAAAUAUCAUACAUUUUGAUUAUUUGCAUAAAAUGGACUCGAAAAUUUUGGCUGUUAUUAAUUGUAAGAAGAAAUUGGAGAAAAUUAGAACUCUUUUAAAAAAAUUUAACGUGGUUAAAGGCUUGGAUUAUUUAAAUGACUUUUGUUAUGGCAAGGAACAAAAUGAUUUUAAACCAAAACUAAUUCUUUUCGAAGAUGAAUGUCUUAAAGAUGAGUUUGACAAAAUCAAGCAAAUGAAUGAGGCAGAAACCAUCCACCACUUUAACAUUACUGAAGAUGGGAACUUGGAGUGGUUGAAGAGUCAUAAAAAUGUAACAGCGCUUAAACAUUUUUGUGUGAAAAAUGGGUUUAUCGACGAAUCUCACAUUUUUGACAAUAUUUCAAAUAGUGUCAACUUGGUAAUUGGCGAGCCUGGCAUUGGCAAAUCAAUUUUUGUGAAGAAUUUGAAGAAUCAAAUUUCACCAAAAUUGUGGACCAUUAUUUUGCACCCUGCACACUUUCGACGUUUGGACGUGUUUAAUAGACACACUUUUGAAGAGUUCAUUUUGAACGAAGUUAACAAAGAUUCCGAUAAAAAAAUUCUUCAAGUUUUAAUGAAGAAGAAUCGAGUUGUUUACAUUUUAGACGCUUUGGAUGAAAUUCCCUUGCAACAAGUGACACUAAUUUGUGAUUUUAUCACUAAAGAAAACUUAUCAGUGUGGAUUACUUCCCGGCCUCAUUUACAAAAUUAUUUAGAAGAUAAAUUAAACGUUUUGUCACGAACGAUAAUGCCACUUAGUGAUGACCAAAAAAAGUCAUACAUUGGUAAACGUUUGAAAGAGAAGUAUCCAGAGCGAGACAUUGAAACCGAAGUGGCCAAAAUCCAAAUUUACAUAAAUCAGGAUAUUUUAGACAAUCCUUUACAUAUGUACAUGCUGACUGAAGUCUUCAGAGAGGAUAUUGACAAAUAUUUGAAACUUUCCAAAGAUUUAUUUAACGUUUCAGAUUUGUACGAAUAUUGGAUCGAGCAAAAAUUUGUCAUCUACUACCACCAAAAAUUCGGUGUUUUGUCUUCAGAUUGCGUUUUAAUGGAACACAGAAAUUACCUCCAACGUGACUACCAACUUGCUGCUUUGAAACUACUCAUUUUCAAAUGUGAAAAUGAUGACUUUUUGAAAAAAAUAAAACUAGAAGGUGACCCCAUUGGUAUUAUUAUUGAAGUAACGGACGAAAUGCUACCAAUUUUUUUCCACACUUCGAUUGCUGAAUUUUUCGUAGCCUCUUACUUUGCCAAAAAUUUCGCCAAAGUAUCUAGUGACAUCCUUUUCAAAGAAGAAAACAAAAAUAUAAGAUAUUUUUUCGAUUUGUUGCUCGCACACAACUCAAUUCCUCACAUGGCUGUUUUUUACCGAAAUCUUGAAACGUUGAAAAAAUUUGAAAAACUGGAAGACUUCAAAGACUUAGGUGGACGAAAUGUCUUACAUUUGGCAUGUUCUUGGGGACAAACUUAUCCAAGAUUUGAUGUAGAAAAAGAAGGUUUAAUUUAUAUGAUUUCUAAAAACGAAACCACUGAAGUUUUGAUAGAAGAUCCGAUUUACAAGGAAAUGAUAAUUUAUUUAUUAGAAAAGUUGGAUUUUUCACAUCGUGACACGUUAUUUAAUUUUUCACCAAUGAAAUAUGCCGAAGCUGCCAACUGUUUAUUCACCAAAACAAUUAUUUUACAAAAACUGAAACACAAAUUUACAAAUUUGGACGCAAGUAUGGCAAGUCUGUUUUAUUAUGCUGCGGAAAAUGGGUAUGAAGAUGUAUUUGAUUUGUACGAAACGUUUCCUCUUGUCGAAAUAAAAAACCAGUCGUCGUAUUUACAUCUUUGUGUGUGUCACGAGAAUUUCUUGAAGAGACUUUUGACAAUUCAGGGUUACCAAAAAAUGAUAAAUGAUGUUGGUACUAGUGGUGAAACGGCAUUACACAAGUCUUGUAAAGAAGGUUACUACGAAUCGGCCAAAUUGUUACUACAAUAUGGUGCCAACUGUGUUACUACAAAUGAUGGUUGGACCCCAUUGCAUCUGGCAUGUUUGAAUGGCCACGAAUCGAUUGUAACUUUAUUGGAAAAUAUUGAUGUUAACAUUGCUAGUAACAAGGGUUACACUGCGUUACAUGUGGCAUGUUAUAAAGGUUACACUAACAUUGUCAAGUUACUACUAGACUUGGGGGCAUCUUUUGAUGGGCACACAAGUGUAACAACACCUUUGUUUCUGGCUUGUCAUUAUGGACACGAAGAUAUUGCUAGAAUGUUGUUACAACUUGGAUCACCUCUUGUAGCUACGAAUGAUGGUUGGUCUCCUCUUCAUUCGGCUUGUGAAAAAGGACACGAACAAAUUGUAAAGUUACUGAUCGAAUCUGGGGCAAAAGUUACGAUUGUUGAUCAUAAAAAUAUCACUCCGUUGCAUUUGGCAAGUCAUGAGGGGCAUGAAUCAAUCGUGAAACUACUUUUAGAGUUAGGUUCAAAUGUUGAUGCUCAGGAUAAUAUGGGUUUGACGUCCCUUCAUCUAGCAAGUCAUCGAAAUUUUGUCGAAAUCGCAAAAUUGCUGAUUGAGUCUGGUGCCAGUUGUAAUGUUCCUGAUGAUAAAGGUUCAACACCUCUACAUUGGGCGUGUCAAGAAGGAUGUGACAAAAUAAUCGAGUUACUCCUAGCAUCUGGUGCAAACCUUGAAACAGUAACAAAAACCGGCAAAACGCCUUUCCACUUAGCAUGCUUAAAAGGACACGAAGUUGUAGUUCGACUCUUGAUAACUUCGGUAAAUCCCCGAAUUGCAACAAGUCGUGGAUUUACACCUCUUCAUUUGGCGUGUCAGGAAGGACAUGACAAUGUGGUUGAAUUGUUACUUCAAACUGGUGUUGACAGUGUUACUCAAGAAGGGUCAUCACCACUUCAUUGGGCUUGUCAUAAUGGACAUUACAAUAUCGUCAAAAUGUUGAUAAAGUCGGGGGUUAAAGUCGACAUUAUGGACAUUGAAGGAUCAACAGCGCUCCUUUUAGCAUGUUAUCAAGGAUUUGACGAUAUUGUCAAACUGUUGAUACAUUCUGGUGCAAAUAUUGCUACAAGUAACCAUCGAGGUUUCACACCAUUGCAUUGGGCUUCUCAACAAAAUCACCCAAACUUAGUGAAAAUAUUACUCGAGUUGGGAGCCAAGGUUUCAACAGUGACGAAACAGGGGGUCACUCCACUCCAUUUGGCGUGUCAAAAUGGGCACGAUUUGGUUGUAAAAUUGUUGCUCGUUUCUGGUGCGAAUAUUGAAGAUGUUACAAAUUCUGGUUGGACUCCUCUUCAUUGGGCCUCUUUCAGAGGACACGAAACGGUUACUAAUUUAUUACUUGGGGCUGAUGCUAAUGUCAAUGUUGGUAACAAUGAAAGAAUGACAUCAUUGCAUUUAGUUUGUUCGAAGGGUUUUGUUGAAAUCGCAAAUACAUUAAUCGAGUUUGGAGCUAAUACCGAAUCGGUGAAUUGUGGAGGUUUUACUCCUCUUCAUCUUGCAUGUCAAGGAGGUCAUUCAGAGGUUGUUAAAUUGUUAAUUAUGUAUAAAGUUAACACGAGUGGUGUCAGUAAUGAUGGAAAAACUCCCUUUCAAAUUGCAUAUGGUUAUGGAUAUUAUGAUAUUAGUGAAAUGUUGAAAAAUAGAGGAGAUGAAGUGACUGGAAAAUAUAGUUGCAUUAUGUUAUGAUUUUUAAAAAAAUCAUCUUUUGGUGUGAAAAUGGCUUUCUCAUCGACAUUUAAUAAAAGAAAAGGUACAACAGACAAAGGCAAAGAUUACGAAGUCGUAUUCCUAGCAAGCGUUAUUUUAAAAUUACUCAAAGAUGAUACAAUUGAGAACUUUUGGAUAUCGGCGGACAAUGAAAUUUUUGGCUCGUUUGACGAUGCUGUUAUUGAAGUUAAAUAUUUUGGUGUAGAGCAACUAGAAACAUAUGCAAUCCAGCUAAAACAUAAAGAAAAUCGCAUGCUUUCAGAAAAAAACUUGAAAGAAGAGAACGGAAAUUUUAGUAUCAACAAAUAUUAUAAGGAUUUAAAAAACAAUUACGGAAAGCAUGUUAAGAUGAUUUUAUUCACAAACAGUCGAUUCAGAGAGAAGUUACCUAAUUUCGAAUUAAAACUUGAAGACGAAACUUGUGAGAUCAAAGGAAAGGAUUGUAAAACACAUAUGGAACUACUUCCAACUUCAGACAACGGACACUGCUACACAUUUGAAACUUCAAACACUACAUUUAAUGAAUUUUUCGAAUCGUUUUACUUCUAUUCAAAUCAAAUGAAGUUGGGAAGUAUGAAGACCGCAUCUUCAAAGAUGUUUCGAGAAAUGUUCUCCUGCGAAGAGAAUAUUUUCAAUGACUUUUUAAAAUUCAUAACAGACUGGAGCAUGAUUGAAAAAAAAAAAAUAAAGAAAAGUUGGACAAGUCAUGGAUUAAACAUUCUAUUGCAAUCCGAGUUUUAAAUCCUUUUACAAAACCGCUGUCGUUUGAUGAAAUACCCAAAACCCAACAAAGAAUUGAAAUAUUACGAAGUGCAAUUGACAACUUUCCAAUCACAAUAUUUAAUACGGAAAACUAUAACAAAAUAAAAACAAUUUGGCAAUCUGUUAUCCUACAGUCUACUACUACAGAUCUUGAAGAAAUUAAUAACAUGCGAAUAAAGUACCAAGUAACAUCAGACUACAUAGGUGAUGUAAAAGACUUGAAAAAAGAAAAUGUGGUAAAUAGCGUAUUAUUGUGGCAUAUCAAGAAGUGCCCUCUGAUUGUCGAAGGUGACGAAAAAACUCUCUCCGCACUUGAUUUAAUCGACGACGGCAACAUUGUUAUCUUGAAUCCGAAAUUUGAUGUAAACAGUAUGAAGCGUUUAAAAGAUAAUAAAAAGCUUUGUUUUCAAAAUUUGAGGGAUUUGGAAGACAAUAAGCAAGUUUAUGAUGACAUCUUAGACAACUAUGAAUAUUCCAUCGAAGGACAACAAACAGCAAAAUUGAGAAGCUUAGUUAGUAAUGGAUGCGUAAAGACUGAAUAUUUUACGACAGAUAUACUUUUAGACAUGAGCGAAGAUUUCAAGUUAAUCGGGAGCAAAGAAAAAUGUUUGUUACCUAUGCAUCAUAUUCCAAGAAGUUUGUCCCAAGUUGUCAUCGAUUUAAAAUUUCUAAAUAAAUUUGAUAACAACGAGGUAGUUGUUAUAAGUUGUGUACAAGAUAUAAACUUUAUUAAACAAUGUUGCGAGAAUAAUGUUUUUUUAACAAUUGAAGAUAUCUCCAGGCAAAGUGAUUUAAAAACUAAAUACAAACAUAAAAGGAUCAUAAUUACAAGUGAAGCCGAAUUUUCUCAUGAGAAAUUUAACAAAAUGUCGACUCAAUUUAGAAAUUGCCACCACUUCAAAUAUCUUGACAAGGAAGGCUUAGAAUGGAUUCGAAGCAAGAAUGGCGUUGAAAAAUUAAGGGAAUAUCAACGGGAAAGUAAUCAUUUUGUGAAGGAAUCCAAUUUGUUUAGCUAUUCGGACUGCAAUCUUAUAAAUGUCUUUUGUGAAAAUCCAGGAAUGGGAAAAAGCAUUUUAAUGCAGAGUUUGAAAUCCCAAAGUUCUUGGUGUUGGACAAUUUUGGUAUUAGCAAGAAACCACGUUUACCAUUUUAGAGAAAAAAAUAAAGAAGCGAAUGCAGACAAAUUUUUAGAGUAUUUUGUAAGAGAAAAUUGUCAAAGCUAUGCAGAUUUUGACAAAGCAGUUUUGGAAAAUAUGAUAAACAAGAACAUGGUAGAAAUACUGUGGGACGGCGUUGAUGAAGUCUCCGAAGAAGUUUUAGGAAGAAUUGAAAUUUUGAUAAAAAAUCUUUUUCAAAAAGGAAUCAAGCAAUGGAUCACUUCCAGAAUUUAUUUGAGAGAACGUUUAGAAAAUAAAUUCAGCGUAUUUUCCAGAUCAAUUAAACAACUGAAUGAAGAAGAACAACAGAGUUAUAUAAAGGAUCGUCUAGGUUGCACUGAUGAUGUCUUAAAACGUAUUUAUUUAAGGAUUCAGUCCAGCAUUCAACUUUUUCCAAAUAACAACAUUUUGGGGAUUCCCCUCCAAUUGUACAUGUUGACAGAAUUAUUUCGUGAAGACGAAAAAAAGUACUUUGCUUUAUUAAAUCAAAUAUUUUCUCUUGCUGAUUUAUAUGAACAUUUUGUCGAAAAAAUAAUUCGUAAACACUUUAAAGAGAAAGAACAAUUUCAAGAUAAUGUUGGAGCAAAUUAUGAAAAACUUGAAAAAAAACUUUCAAAAAAAAAUAAUAAAUAUAAAAUAGUAGCUGUACAACAUUAUUUUGGAAGCAAAUUUGAAGAAAAUAUUUCUGAAGCCCAGAAAUUAUUAACAAAAAUUAAAAAAGAAAAAGAUUCCAUUGGCUUCAUAACAAAAGUAACUGAAGAUUUGACACCCCAAUUUUUACAUAAUUCUUACGGUGAAUAUUUUGCCGCUUUAUAUUUCAGUGAAGACUACGAUCAAAUUUGUCGCAUAGAAAAUUUUUUAACUGAUGAAAAGUACGAUAACAUCCGCUUUUUCUUAGAUUUAAUUUUAGCAAAAGGUUGCAAAGCCCACAUAGCGGUGUUGUAUAAGAAUAGUCAAGUUUUAGAUCAAUGUACUGAAGACGAUAUAAAUCGCAAGGACAAAAUAGGGCGCAAUAGUUUAAAACUGUCUUGUGAGUGGUAUAAAAAGUAUCCGUUAUUACAAACUAAAAAAACUUACAGUUCAUACACAAUUUACGAAGACUCGCCAGUAACAAAAACUGCUCAAAGUAAAAUUAUGAAAAAUGAAGAAUUCAUUUCAAAGCUUUUUCAAGACGGUAGUGUGAAUAUACAACUGAAAAAAAUUAUUCUUUUAUUUCCUUUUGCUACAGCAUUUUGUGAUAACUUACCUAAAUUAGAUGAUACAGCUAUUCCGUCAAUUUUUUAUUAUUCAAUAAAAUUUAAUCAUAGUAUUGUAUUAACAUAUUUUAAAGAAA